Messenger RNA from Haplochromis burtoni (Burton's mouthbrooder), 3106 nucleotides. RefSeq names its product mixed lineage kinase domain like pseudokinase. The record is from RefSeq and is a predicted model, not a curated record. Gene Ontology annotation, molecular function: protein kinase activity; ATP binding. Lineage: Eukaryota; Metazoa; Chordata; Actinopteri; Cichliformes; Cichlidae. The transcript has 11 exons. Gene Ontology annotation, biological process: cell surface receptor signaling pathway; protein phosphorylation. Bases 178 to 1602 code for a protein of 474 amino acids.
GAUAAAGCAGUGUAAUCCAGGCCUGUCAGAGGAGCACAGGGGACCAGGAAAGGCGUGUUUAUCUGUCAGACAGAAACAGGAAGCAACGAGGAGCAGUGCCACAGUUCAAGGCGAUUCAUUUUCUUAUAGCAUUUAAACUCGGCACACACCUGCACAAAGACAGGAAGACAGCUUGUCAUGGACUUUGUAGAUCCCAUCCUGUCCAUCGCCUCACAGAUCUAUGACCUGGUUGAGAAUGUGAAGGCCAAUAAAAAGCGCUGCCGACGUGUUUGUAACCGAGUCAAAGCCUUGGAGAAGCUGGUGAAGUCCAUCAAACAGACGCCUCCAGGGGUAGAAAAACCUCUGAGAGAACUGUCCGUCACUCUUCAAUCAGCACAGGAACUUAUCAGAAAAUAUGCCUCAGCCAAUUUGGUGGAGCGCAUCCUAAACUCCAGCAACCAUGGAGACGAGUUCAACAGUGUGAACGAACGGCUCAACGAUGCCUUCCAGGUGCUGUCUGGAGCUUUGCAGGUGGAGCAGGGGAACAUGCUGUAUGAGGUAUUUAAACAGACGACCAGAGAGAAAGAAGAUCAGUUGGAUGGGAGGGAGGACGACGCAGAACUGAAGACAUUGCUCCUGGAGUACAUGAAGGAUCAGCAAGAGAAAACCAACACCAUGCUGAAACAGUUUGAGCAUCUUAAAGUCAACGUGGAAAAAGUCGUGGAGAUGUUGAAUAAGCCCAGCAUCACUAGUGUGGACAUCCGAAUGAUUAAACCACAGGAGCUAAAGUACAAACAUCCCAAAAAGCCCUUCAUGGAAACAGCAACCUCAGAGGUCUACAAAGGAGAAUAUCGUGGAUUCACAGUUGCCAUCAAGAGAUAUAUCGACCCUGUGAACACCAACCUAGGAAAGGUGCAGUCCAUUUUCAACAAAGAAGUCGACACCAUGAAGAGAUUUGAGUCGCCCAACAUCCUGCGAAUGUUUGGUAUCAGUAUCCUGGGUGAGAAUGGACCCAACCCUCAGUUCUUCAUCAUCAUGGAGUACUGCGAGAAAGGAAGUCUUCGUCAGGUUCUGGACUCUGACUGCAGGCUGUCCUGGAUCAGGAAAGCUCGUAUGUGUUUCGAUGCAGCACAAGGACUCUAUCGACUACACAAUACAGAAGAAAAAUCUAAGGUGCACGGGUGCAUCAACAGCAGCAAGUUCUUGGUGGCUGAAGGCUACACCGUCAAGCUCGGAGGUUUUGAGCUGGCAAAAACAGAAACGUCUCUGAAAAAGGUGAAGAAAUCUACCAAUGACGACGCAAUCAGGUCCCUGUGCUACUACUCUCCCGAGAGGCUCAACAACAUCAACCAUCCUUACAGCAAAGAGUGUGAGAUGUACAGCUUUGGAAUCGUCCUGUGGGAAGUCGCAACCCGUAAGAAACCCUUUGAAGGUUUUUCAGAUGAAGAAAUUUAUAGGAAGGUGUUAGAAGAGAAGUGCAAAGAGCCGCUUCCCGAUGACUGUCCUGCAGAACUGGGCCAGCUAAUAAACGAGUGCCGAGACUUCGAUAGCUUCCAGAGGCCUUCAGCUGGAGUACUGGUGGAUAGACUGCGCAGUGUGGUGGCACAGUUAGAGGACCAAUGAAACUCUUCAUCUGCCUUUCUGCUGGCCAGGCUUAUCCUCAGGGGAGGAAAUGCAGCUUUGAAUAAAACUGGACUUUAACUUGUGGGCCACUAAAUUGUAUUUAUAUUCUACCUUUAGGGUACCUGGGUCGUUGACACAGUGAUUUCAGUUUUGUACCUUUUUAUUAGUGUUCUCAUCUUAGUUUAUUUUUGUGAAGAUUUUGGUUUUUGUUUUGCAUUUCUAUUUUUUCCCCAGUUCUUCUUGGUGUGUGUUUAUGUGGUUCUCAAGUUUUGGCUUCCUUAUUCCCUCUAUUCUGUGUCCAGUCAGGCUGUGUCUGCCCUGAUCCCACGUCUCUGUUCCCUCUGUUGCAGUGCCUGCUUGUGAGUCUGUGUCUGUAAGUUCAGUCUGUGUUUCCUGUUUUACUUUGAAAGUCUGUGUCUCAUGUUAAUGUGUCUGGUUUUGCUUCCUUUGUCUCGUUAGGUCUGAUUUGCCCCAGCUGUGUUUCCCUCCUGUUUCCCAUUCCCUGAUUGCUCCCUCUGUGUAUUUAAGCCCUGUGUUUCUCUUUGUCCGGGUUGCGAUCUACCCUCGUUUCAUGCUGUGUGUUCUGCCCGCCCGCCCGCCCGCCCAGGUUAUUGUAGUGAUGGGUGGAUGAGGCCUUGUGAAGUGUUUCAACACAUUCCCCAAACUGUAUCGAUACUGUGUCGACACACUGUUGCUAUUUUGCUCCAUACUGACACCUGCUGGACCUUAAAUAUCAUUGCAGGCAACUUACUUGAGACUCACAACAGACACUGAUUCAAUGACCUAGUCAUAUUUGUAUACACAGUCCAUGGAAUCAUUUUAUAUCUUUUACAUUGCAAAUAUUGUAGACAUCUUUAAAUAUAUUGUGAAUCACAUUAAGCGAAAAUUAAAACGAAAGUAUUAUGAAUGUAAUGUUACCCAUUUAAAUGUAAUUGACUCUUCAGAAAAUUGACUAUUCAGAAAAAUAAGUUUAUCCAAUGUUUUUGCAUUCAAUCUAUUGCAUUUUUUGGACACCAUCUCCUUAGCUUUGGAAAAAACACGCUCACAGGGCACAGAUAAAGCUGGGGUACACAAAAACUGUAAAGCCAGGUGGAAAAGGUUCAGAUAAGAUGUCCUCCUAGUCCCCCAGUACGUUAAAGGAUCCUCUGAUCUUGGAAUGUUCCUCUCCAACAUUCUCCACAAUACUAAGGGGUUGGCUGUCCUUUAUAAUAAAAUUCAGGACUGCCUGGUCAAAAACAGUCUUCCUAGAUGCUUGAUUUCAAAAUAAUAAAACACAUAUUUUUAAAAAAAUAUAUGAUGAUAAUGCUGCUCAGUGUCUAUAUAGGCCUACCUGUGUUCAUUCUCGGUGUGUUUGUCUCCUCAUUUUCAUCUUUGGCUCUGUAAUGCCUAAACACUGAGGAGGUGCUUUUGUUUGUGUAAGAAGCUCGGCAGAACAGAUGUGACAUUUAACCUGCAUAAAAUGAAAUAAAUAUUUUACACUGCAGGUCACAUUGCUGUUUUUCCU